This is a messenger RNA of Miscanthus lutarioriparius, 2802 nucleotides long. The record is from the annotation of a GenBank genome assembly. NCBI's taxonomy places the organism in Eukaryota, Viridiplantae, Streptophyta, Magnoliopsida, Poales, Poaceae.
AUGGACGACUUCCAGGGCCUGCUGGCCCGCGACUUCGGCCUCCGCCCGCAGGGGAAGGCCGCGCCCAUGUCGGCCGCGCGCACCUCGGGGCCCUCCGGAUCCGCCUGGACCAAUACCAGAUCCGCCGCGGGGUCCGCCUCCGCGGCCGCCGCCCCGUCCGCGCCCUCCUACGACGAGCUCUUCGGGUCCGCCCCGCCGCAGCCGCCCAAGGCCACGCCGUCGCCGUCGCUCGACAACAUCUUCGACUCGUUCAAGGACCCCGCCGCUUCCACCGCGCCGCCGCCGCCGAAGCCGAAGCACUCGUCCAUGCCGGUGUUCGACAAGCCGGUCUACGACGACGACAUCUUCGUCGGGGUCCCUGGGGUUAAGAGCUCCUCGGCGCGCUACGACGAUGUGUUCGGGGGAAGCCAGAGCCAGAGCCGCGAGGCGCCUCCGGCGUUCGAUGACCUGCUCGGUGGAUUUGGUAAGAGCCCACAGACGAGGGAAGAGGUCGAUGAGAAGAGGAAGCCAGAGGCAGCUGCGGCGGCUACUGGGUUCGAUUAUUUGAUGCCAGGCUUUGGCGGGAGAAGCUCCCCGCACCAAAGGGAUACUGUUGGUGCAAAACAAAAGAAGGUUUCCAUGUCAACAUCUAAGCAACCAGCUAGCUUAAGUGACCCCUUUGUUGUCCUCGAAACAACUUCAUCCUCAGCCCAUCCAUUCGCAGAUCCCUUGGAUGAAUUCGGUAAAGCUGCAAAAUAUCAAGGGAAAAGUCGUGAAAGUACUAGCGUUGGGAGCAGUCUGUUUGAGGAUUCAAGCACUUUCAACCAGGCUCCAAAAUCCGAACGUUUUUUUACCUCAGAGGUGGACAAUCGCUCGAAGGAUAGGAAUGAGUCAAGCAGAGCCCGAGACUCAAAUCCUGUACAGAGUUUUUCUAAAAGGAACUCCUCCCAACAACCUUCUGUAGAGGAUUUUGAAAAUAUCUUUCCUAAGUCACAGUCUGCCAGAUAUUCUGAUGUCCAUGUUGACAUUGGCUCAGAGAAAUAUAGUGGGAAUGGUAUAAAUGAUCAGUCACCUAGAUCUGAUGAAUCCGAAGAUGAGAUAUGGCUUACGGCUUCUGAGAUUCCCCUCUUCACACAGCCAACUAGUGCCCCGCCACCUUCAAGGCCACCGCCACCUCUUGCAGUUAAGCAAAAACAUGGAUCAAAAUCAAAAAGAAAAGAUGAUGAACAUCUACGGCGGUCUAGGAAAAACAUUGAUCAUCAAAGAAGUUUGUCAAAUCAGGCUGGUGUUUCUACAGUAGAUGAACUAGAAGAUUUUGCCAUGGGUAAGUCUCAGAAUGUGCAUGCUUUUAAUGAUGAAGAAUUUGAGAGAAGUACAGCGGCGGCGGCAUCUGCAGCUGCUAUGAAAGAGGCCAUGGAUAAAGCUGAGGCAAAGUUCAAACAUGCCAAGGAAGUACGGGAGAGAGAGCGUGAUGCGAAGCUUAGAAAUAGAGAACAACAGGAACAAGAUAAUGUAACAAGGUUGUAUGCCCAGGAUCGUGAGGACAAAGAGAGAAAGGAAAGACUAGAACAAGAAAGAGAGAUGAGGCAAAAAGAGGAAAAUGAAAGAGAGCAAAGAAGACUUGAGGGGGAGAGAGAACUUGAGCGACAGAGAGAAAGAGAAAGAGCUAGGCAAGCAGUGGAGAGGGCUACAAAGGAGGCACGGGAAAGAGCAGCUGCUGAAGCUCGUGCAAAAGCAGAGAGGGAGGCACGCCAACGUUCAGAACGUGCUGCUGUGCAAAGAGCCCAACAGGAAGCACGCGAGAGGGCAGCAGUGGAGGCUAAAGAGCGAGCAGAGAGGGCUACUGCAGAAGCAAAGGAAAGGGCUGCUGCUGAAGCUAAGGAGAAAGCUGCUAGUCAAGCCAGGGAUAGGGCUGCAGCAGAAAGAGCUGCUGUGGAGAGAGCUCAGCUAGAAGCGAGGAAGAGAGCUGAACGAGCAGCAGUGGAAAGGGCUGCUGCUGAGGCUCGGGAAAGACAGGCUGCUGCGGCGGCGGCUGCAGCUGCAAGAGAAAAAACGAGCAAACCAGAUGAUCUUGAAUCCUUCUUUGGUAUGGGUGCCCGAGCUAAUAGUGCUCCGAAGCAAAGGGCUCCAACAGUGGAUUCUAUGUUUGAUUCUCAAACGCAAAAUAGAGGGACUUCCACUUCGACAUCAAUGAAAAAGGCAUCAUCAACAGCAAAUAUUGCUGAUGACUUGUCUGCAAUAUUUGGAGGAGCUCCUACAUCAUCAGACGAAUUUCAAGAAGUUGAUGGGGAGAGCGAAGAAAGAAGACGUGCUAGGUUGGAACGGCAUCAAAGAACUCGUGAACGAGCGGCAAUGGCUUUGGCUGAGAAGAAUGAACGCGACAUGCAGCAACAAAGAGAGCAGGCUGAAAGACAUAGGCUUGCGGAAACACUGGACUUUGAGAUUAAGCGCUGGGCUGCUGGAAAAGAAGGCAAUUUGCGUGCAUUGCUAUCAACUUUACAAUAUGUUCUUUGGCCAGAAUGUGGAUGGCAACCUGUAUCCCUCACUGAUUUGAUCACUGCUGCUGCUGUUAAAAAAGUGUAUAGAAAAGCAACAUUGUGUAUCCAUCCUGACAAGGUGCAGCAAAAGGGUGCCAAUCUCCAACAGAAAUAUAUCGCUGAGAAGGUUUUUGAUCUCCUUAAGCCUGGACCACCAUCUGGUGCCUGGGAAGUACCUGAUGUGUACUGUUCUGCCUAUAGCCAAAUCAAUGCUAAUCCAAGUAAUGACCUGUUAGCCUGCUUCAUAGUUCAUACUAUAGUAAUUGAAGUUAACGAGAAAAAUUAG